Pezoporus flaviventris is the source of this 3656-nucleotide messenger RNA. It is a transcript of the gene MSI1, whose product is annotated as musashi RNA binding protein 1. The transcript is spliced from 12 exons. Gene Ontology annotation, molecular function: RNA binding. Gene Ontology annotation, cellular component: cytoplasm. NCBI's taxonomy places the organism in Eukaryota, Metazoa, Chordata, Aves, Psittaciformes, Psittacidae. Bases 176 to 1312 code for a protein of 378 amino acids. The record is from RefSeq and is a predicted model, not a curated record.
CACGGAGGAGCUGCACAGGCACAAUGGAGGGAGGCAGCGCGGCAUUGUGUGUGGCGCAGCCCGGGGACGGGGGCAGCACGCUGCCCUGCGCCCGCAGGCGGGGGGCUCUGGCCUCCCUGGGGUCAUUGGUGCUGUCCUGUCUGCUCUUUUAUGUCUUCACCCUGUGUUUUGUGGGAUGAAAUGUUGGGGUUUUUGUGCGCUGCCUCUUUUCUGUUCUGUUAGUACCCAGGUGAGCUCCGUGCUUGCAGGUGGGGUGAAGGGGGAGAGCAAAAAGGCAAAAGAAAGCACUUUUAAUGUGAGGCCGGUGGUGCAGGGCACCCGGGGCAGGCUGAGCGGGAGGGUGCAGCCCAAGCUGUUAAUCCCAGCAUGUGAUGGGCUCUCGGGUGCGUCUGGCCAGCGCUCAGCUGGAGGCAGACCGCUGCAUGCUGGGACUUGUAGUCUCCCUGGAUUAUACCUUACCGCGAAGGAAAGAUGUCUGCAGCCAGCUUCAUUUUAUGCACAUCAGAUUGACCCGAAGGUAGCGUUCCCCCGCCGAGCACAGCCCAAGAUGGUGACCCGAACGAAGAAGAUAUUUGUGGGUGGUCUGUCCGUGAACACUACUGUGGAGGAUGUGAAACAGUAUUUUGAGCAGUUUGGGAAGGUGGAUGAUGCGAUGCUGAUGUUUGACAAGACAACUAACAGACACCGAGGGUUUGGGUUUGUCACAUUUGAAAGCGAAGACAUUGUGGAAAAAGUGUGUGAAAUCCACUUCCAUGAGAUCAACAACAAAAUGGUGGAGUGUAAAAAAGCUCAGCCGAAGGAGGUGAUGUCCCCAACGGGCUCGGCGCGAGGGCGAUCCCGAGUCAUGCCUUACGGGAUGGAUGCCUUCAUGCUCGGGAUCGGCAUGCUGGGUUAUCCAGGCUUCCAAGCUGCCACCUAUGCGAGUCGGAGUUACACUGGCAUUGCACCUGGCUACACUUACCAGUUCCCUGAGUUCCGUGUAGAGCGGACCCCUCUCCCGAGUGCCCCCGUCCUCCCUGAGCUCACAGCAAUCCCCCUCACUGCGUAUGGACCCAUGGCAGCAGCAGCCGCUGCGGCAGCCGUGGUGCGAGGGACAGUUCUGCUGCCUCCUGUAGGCUCCACCCCCAGUCGCACCGGUGGAUUUCUGGGCACCACCAGCCCCGGGCCGAUGGCAGAGCUUUAUGGAGCCGCCAACCAGGACUCAGGGGUCAGCAGUUACAUCAGUGCUGCCAGUCCAGCCCCGAGCACCGGCUUUGGCCACAGCCUAGGGGGUCCCUUGAUUGCAACAGCUUUUACCAAUGGGUAUCACUGAAGCUGGGGACCAAGGAGGCAGGAGAUUCCCCAGUGACCUAACCGAGGACAGCGAGCGGCUGGAGGAUGGGGUGAGCCUCGGGGGAUGAGCCAAGGUUACCUUUUUCUUGAAUCAAACUGCACACUGCCGGCUGGCUGCCAGGCUCCUGCCGCCCUGCCCUGAUCUCUGCCCUUGACCAGACCACACUGGACUGAACCCAAGGAGAUCAUCUCGCUUUCUUACUAACCACCGACGGUUUACGCUUCCCCCCCCGCCCCCAGCCCACUGAUUCUUCUUUUAUUUAUUUUAGUAGUGGUUAGGUUUAUUUUUUUAUUUUAUUUUUGUAUCUUUGGGGGGGAGGGGGGGGCCCUUACCCCUUCUUUUUGUUGUUUGCUCUUUCCCGAGCUAGUAGACCUAUUUUAUGAAUUGGCUUUGUGAUUGUGUUAGGUAGUUUUUAUUGAGGAGUAUUUUUAUUUGGCUUUGAAACUGUUUGGAAUAUUUUCGACUCUGUUGUUGUUGUCGUCAGUGUUUUUAAAGCACGGUAUGUGACAAGAAUGCAGUUCUGAAGGGAAGAGAAGAGACGCAGAGAGAGCAAAGGCAGAGAGGAACUGCUGUAUUUCUAUUUUUUUUUUUAAAGAAACUGUUUUUAAUUGUUUCUGUUUUGUAAAUGUGAGGCUUUGAAAAGUGUGAAACUCCAAGGAUCCGAACGCGUUGGACACGGCUAUGGAACAGAACAAAUGUAUAUUUUGCUAAGUGAGAAACACUAUCCUUACAGCUGAAAGAGCUUGGGGGUUUUUGGGUUGUUUUGUUUUUUUUUUUUCCUUAGGUUUAGUUUUCUGUGGGGUUUUCUUUCUCCUCCUGUAUAAUAUGUAAAUAUUGUGAGCUGAACCUGGCUGCUGCCUGCAGCCUGGCUCCCAGGAGCAGCACCAGGUCCUGGACCUGGUGCCGCAGCGUGAGCAAUACUCUCCAGCAGAAUCCUGACAGGACUCCGUUCUUUUUUUGUACACCUUUUACUGUAAGAUUUUAAGACCUCUGUUGAGAUGAAAGGGGGGGUGGGGGGGUGAAACGUACCAGCCAUCGGCUGGUUUGCUGAGCGGGUUAAAGCUGCUUCCAAUUGCUCGAUGUACAGACUCCAUCACUGGGCUCCGUAGUGCCAGCCUCUGGCUUGGCUUUAGGUAAAGGGCUUUAACGCCAUUGCUUGUCUUGGUUACUUUGAAAGGAAUUCACUCUCCAAAUGCUAUCGCUUGUGUCAAGAUUUCCUGGGAAGGGGCUCCUCCUCUGGAGGUGAGGGUAUUGGAAUGGGUUUCAGCCAGGGCCAGGGGGAGGUUUGGGUGGUUGUUCUCUGAAGGGCAGGGCGCUGGGCUGGGGAGUCAUUAAUGGGGGAGGAAAGCAUUAGGGUGGUGAUUUGGGGGCGGGUUAAGGGCUUCUCAGGGAUUAUAUGAAUUAUAGAAUUGCAGCUUCCCGUUUGCUUUACUCUGUGUUCUAAAGACUGUGGGAAUUUGUCCCUUCCUGUGCCAGGGGUGAGCUGGUCCCUUCUCCAGAACCUGCUGGGGCUUCCCCUGGUGUGAUCCAGGCCCCUGCUAACAAACACUGUGCCAGGGGAGGUCUCCAGCAGCAGUACACGGGGCAGGUUUGGGUCUGGAUUUCAGUGAACCAAAGACCUUGUUAAGGGGGGUGAUUAAGCCUUUCAUUAAGAUGCAGCCAAACUCUUUUCCCAGGGAAAUAACAGCUUCAUCUUAAGUUUUAAAAAUCAUUCCCUCUCUUCCCCCAAACUGAGCCCCUGUAAGGGAGAAGGGCAUUUAGGGAAGGACUGGGAGGGCCACUGUGCUCACAGGGUCCUCUUCACUUCCAUCCUUUCCCUGUCUGCCAGAGCUUGUCCUGACCCAGGCGAUGUGUUUGGAGAGUUCUGUUUAGGUAAAGAGGGUACGUAACAGAUCAGUACUGAAAACACAAAGCAAUAAUUUUUGUUACUGAGACAAGAGUCUGUAUGUCUGUUUUUUUAAAUAUUUCCUAAUUAAAGAAGAGCUGCAUUUUAUUGGGUUUAUUUUUAUUCUAUAUACUUCAAAUUUGGGUCUGCGGACAGCGCUUUCCUCUCUCUUUGGUAGACGCGCUGAGCUGCUUCCGUGCCCCCUCCAGACAUCCAAGGCCAGUUGUGCUGCUGCUGGGCUGUGAUCACUCUCUGGCCAGUGCUGCCGCUGCCUGGAGACUGGGGCUCCGGUUUCAGGGUGGGCAUUUUUUUUAAAGGAAUAAAAGCUGUGUUUUUAAGCCAGUAAGUUAUUACACUCCCGUGUUUGUUCUCUCCACACCUGUAACCCUUUUUCCAGAUUUCAGUUUUAAAUUCCUAAUAAAUUAUUUGAAAACUGUC